AUUGCUAGCAAGAUGGCCGCUAAGCACAGAGAGAGGUGCCUGGGCUCUGCAGGGGGAUAGAGACAUUAGUGGGCUAGCGCCGAUUUGGUGACUCUUGCGAAAAGUGCAAAACCCAGAAGUCUUCGCCCAGCCAUGGCGGCUGUCAUGCACAUAUAGAAAAAUCCCACCCUCGCCCCAAUAUGGAGCCGGCAGCGUCGGGCGAGCGCAGCAGUCUGGACAGCCCUCUGGAGGAUGCCAUCUGUGGGAGCUUGGAUGCUGAAGACUUCUUCGACGAGCCCUCUGAGGACGCAGCAUACAGCACCUCCCCGCCAUGCACUCCGCGGCAGAUGAAACGGAUGUCUGGCAAACACCAGAGGAACAGCCUGGGCAAGGCCACCACCCGAGCCGCUAACAGAGAGAAGAUCAUCACAUCAACUCAGACCCCGCAUAAAGAAAACAGCAAACCUUGUGAAAUCCCAGAGGAGCACAUUUACAAACAGGGGAAGAAGCACAGAGCCAACCUGCGGUCGACCGAACGAGACAACAAGAAGACCUUUGAAGGCUCUUUCAUGUUGGACUCGGUGACUGGGUCUCUGUCCAGAACCCCACUCCCGAAUAUGGACCCCCGAAAGCCCUACCUCAGCCUGGGCUGCGGCAGUGCAAAGCUGCCCGUCCCCGUGCCUGUGCCCCUGGCCAGGACAGCCCGCCAGACUUCCCGCACUGACUGCCCUGCGGACAGGCUCAAAUUCUUUGAGACGUUGCGGCUGCUGCUCAAGCUGACCUCCAUCUCCUCCAAGAAAAAGGAGAGGGAGCAGAGGGGUUUGGAGAACACGUCCUUCAUGGGCCAGAACAACGAGGUGAUCUGGCUGGAGCUGCAGGCCUGGCAUGCGCGGAGAAGCAUCACCGAUCAGGACCUGUUCCUGUAUACUGCGCGCCAGGCCAUACCGGACAUCAUCAAUGAAGUCUUGCACUUUAAAGUCGACUACAGGAGCCUCUGUAGCCCAGCAACUGCAGGGUGCACAGUGGAUGGAACGCAUGAGGAGGAAGGCAAAGAGCAGGAGAAGAAGGAUGACCUUCAGGCUUUCCACUGUAAUAGCAUUUCUGGAAUGAAUGCCAUGGGGCACUCAGACUGUCAGGAGCACCUGCAGCAGCAGAGACUGUCUUUCGAACAGGUGAAGAGAGUGAUGGAGCUGCUGGAGUCAGUGGAAGCACUUUACCCAUCGCUGCAGACCCUUCAGAGGGACUAUGAAAAAUAUGCAGCCAAGGACUUCCAGGGCAGAGUGCAGGCACUCUGUCUGUGGCUUAACAUCACCAAGGACCUGAACCAGAAGCUGAGGGUCAUGGGUACUGUGUUGGGUAUCCGCAACCUAUCGGAUAUGGGCUGGCCUGUGUUCGAGAUCCCGUCGCCCCGCAGUUCAAAAGGGAAUGAAGAUGAGGAGGAUGAGGAGAAUGACUCAACUGCCACAUACACGGCGGACAGCGAGGGGGAGGACCUGCUGGAUGAGGGCGAGAGUGGGGAGAUCAACUUUAACAACCACCAUGACCAGGACGAACACCCAGCCAAGUUACCCUGUGUGACACCCAUGCUUGACAGACUUCUGUCAGAGGAUGAGCUCCUGAUCGGAGGAUCUCUGGACCCUACGUAUGAUGGGGGAGGCGGCAGACAUUGUCCCACCUCCAUCUACAGGCCCUUCGUGGACAAAGCACUGAAGCAGAUGGGCCUUAGGAAGCUCAUUCUAAGGCUGCAUAAGCUGAUGGACAGAUCUUUGCAGCGGGCUCGUUCAGCACUAAUGAGUGAUAACCAACCUCAGGAGUUCUCCGAGUUUCCGGACCCGAUGCUCUACAGUGACUACCUGCCUGAGCUCUCUCGACAUCUGAACCCUGGCUCGCCCAGCUGUGAGGAGAGCGACUGCCGUGUGUCGUGGGAGGAGCUGGUGGCCAUGAACCUGCCCUCCUUCCAGCCUGCCUUCCUGGUCUUAUGUCGAGUGCUGCUGAACGUCAUCCACGAGUGCCUGAAGCUGCGCCUGGAGCAGAGGCCAGCUGGAGAGCCCUCACUGCUCAGCAUCAAACAGCUGGUGCGCGAGUGUAAGGAGGUUUUGAAAGGGGGCUUGCUGAUGAAGCAGUACUAUCAGUUCAUGCUGCGUGGCCUGGUCCAGGACCUCCAGGAAUUGCAGAAGAAUGCCAACAUAGAUGAAUUUGAGGAGGAUCUACAUAAAAUGUUAAUGGUGUAUUUUGAUUACAUGCGUAGCUGGAUCCAAAUGUUACAGCAGUUGCCACAAGCCUCUCACAGCCUGAAGAACCUGCUGGAGGAAGAGUGGGACUUCACCAAGGUUAUCACGCCAUACAUCCGAGGAGGAGAGGCCCAGUCUGGCAAGCUCUUCUGUGACAUUGCUGGCAUGCUGCUGAAGUCCACUGGUGACUUUUUGGAUGCAGGCCUUCAGAAGAGCAGGGAUGAAUUCUGGGAAAGUGCAGAUGACAGCACUGCUUCUGAUGAGAUUAGGCGCUCUGUCAUUGAGACCAGCCGAUCACUGAAGGAGCUGUUUCACGAAGCCAGGGAGAGGGCCUCAAAAGCUCUUGGAUUUGCCAAAAUGCUUCGCAAGGACUUAGAGAUUGCAGCUGCUUUUGUCAUCUCUGCUGGUGUGCCAGGUCUCCUUUGUAAUCUUAAGGAAAAACAGUAUGUCAAAGUUGAGAUCCCGGGCUUGGAGGACCUCCAGGUGUUCGUGCCAGCCAGCCUAAGUGCUCAGAGAGCCAUCAUCCUGCAGUUGCUCAAUGCUGCUGCUGGCAAGGAUUGCUCUAAGGAAUCUGAUGACAUUUUGGAUGAGUCUUACCUGCUGAUGACCAAGCAGAAGGCUGGCGAUGUGGAGAACGAGGCUGGCCGGAGCCUGUGGGAGGGCACUGUGCUGAAACUGGUUCCUCAGGUGGAGACAGUGGACACCUUGAGAUCCAUGCAGGUGGGCAACCUGCUACUGAUCGUUAUGCACUCAGCCCACCUGGUUGCCCAGAGGAAGGCUUUCCAGCAUUCCAUGGAGGACUUGAUCUCCCUGAGCAGAGAGCAGACCUCCAGCCAGCCUGUCAUUGCCAAAGCUCUGGAACAGCUGAAGAACGAGGCUCUGCAGCUGUGCAUCAAGAUAAACAAUGCCAUAGACCGGGUAGAGCACAUGUUCACAUCAGAGUUUGAGGCGGAGGUUGAGGAAUCGGAGUCAGCCACAUUGCAGCAGUACUACAGAGAGGCCAUGAUUCAGAGCUACAACUUCGCCUUUGAGUACCAUAAGGAAGUGGUGCGACUAAUGUCUGGGGAAUUCCGGCAGAGGAUUGGGGAGAAAUACAUCACCUUUGCAAGGAAAUGGAUGAACUAUGUUUUAACAAAAUGUGAAAGUGGAAGGGGCACGCGACCCAGAUGGGCGACACAAGGCUUUGAUUUCCUUCAAGCUAUUGAGCCUGGUUUUAUUUCUGCACUGCCUGAAGAUGACUUUCUGAGUUUACAGGCGCUGAUGAACGAGUGCAUUGGUCAUGUGAUUGGCAAACCACACAGUCCUGUCACCGGCCUGUAUUUUGGCACUCGGAACAACCCUCGUCCUGUGAAGGUGCCCCGUUGCCAUAGUGAUCCCCCAAACCCCAACCUGUUUAUCCCCAAUCCAGAGGCCUUCAGCUCUCGGAGUCUCCCCUGUGACCUGCGGAGCCAGCUGUGCCCUACACCCCCCCGCCCUGCCCCAGGCCCCGGGGAGCCCUGCCACCCCAAACCUGGCAGCAGCUCUAAUGAAAUCAGAGGUUCUAAUCUCCACGAGAACGACCGCCUGUCUUCAGUUGCAGCUGAAAUGCAGUUCAGGUCUCUCAGCAGACACUCAAGCCCCACAGAAGACCGUGAAGAACCAUCCUAUCCUAAGGGAGACCCAAACACCACAGCAAGGAGGAGCUGGGAGCUCCGAACCUUCAUCAGCCAGUCCAAAGACACCGCAGCUCGACAGAGCCCCAUGGAGGCAGUGCGCAAGUCCAUCAGACUGCUAGAGGACAAACGGUACGCAAUGAUGAAACAGAAGAACAUCAUCGGUCAGGUGUGCAACAUCCCCAAAUCCUACGACAACGUCAUGCAUGUGGGUCUCAGGAAAGUCACCUUCAAAUGGCAGAGAGGCAAUAAAAUAGGUGAGGGACAAUAUGGAAAAGUAUACACCUGCAUUAAUGUGGACACUGGAGAGCUGAUGGCUAUGAAGGAGAUCCGAUUCCAGCCUAAUGACCACAAAACAAUAAAAGAGACAGCAGAUGAACUGAAAAUCUUUGAAGGCAUCAAACAUCCAAACUUGGUUCGGUACUUUGGCGUAGAGCUACAUCGGGAGGAGAUGUAUAUCUUCAUGGAGUUCUGUGACGAGGGUACGCUGGAAGAGGUGUCACGGCUGGGUCUACAGGAGCAUGUCAUCAGGCUAUACAGCAAACAGAUCACCAUUGCUAUCAACGUGCUGCACGAACAUGGCAUCGUACACAGAGAUAUCAAAGGUGCCAACAUCUUCUUGACAUCCUCUGGACUAAUUAAACUUGGAGAUUUUGGCUGUUCAGUAAAGCUGAAGAAUAAUGCCCACACAAUGCCAGGGGAGGUAAACAGCACUUUGGGCACGGCAGCUUACAUGGCACCUGAGGUCAUCACUAGAGCAAAGGGUGAAGGUCAUGGGCGAGCUGCUGACAUCUGGAGCCUGGGCUGUGUCCUCAUCGAAAUGGUUACAGGCAAGCGCCCCUGGCAUGAGUAUGAGCACAACUUCCAGAUCAUGUACAAGGUGGGCAUGGGGCACAAGCCACCUAUCCCUGAGAAGCUGAGCACUGAAGGCAAGGACUUCUUAAGCCAUUGCUUGGAGAGCGAGCCCAAGCAGAGGUGGACUGCCAGUGCACUGCUUGACCACCCUUUUGUGAAGGUUUGUACAGAUGAAGAAUGAAGCUUGAAGUGACUCAACGGUUGUUCUGACACAUACAAACAAAUCACUACUGUAUGUAAUAUUUACAAUAAAUUGUGUUCAGACAAACAACAAUGCAUUUUAGCUAUUGAGGUUCACAGCUGGAUUCAAUCACUCAUCCAGUAACACUGACAAGUCCAGCAGAAAAGCAAGUCUUAAGUGUAUAGUAAGGGGCAUUUUUGUACAUAGAAUUGGAUUGGUAAUCCAUGUAUAUAGAAUUGUAAAGCUUAGUAGCCACUUCCAGACUUGCUGUUCUGCUGACCUUUAUUAGAAAAUAAGAACAAAGCUUGGGUUCUUUUUGCAGCUAAUGCUUUUUUGCCCAAGAAGUGCAACUCUAUUCCAACAGAGGGGAGAGUGGCUGCGACUUCAAUUACCAACAGGGAACGGUGCCGAUUAAUUCGGCCUUGUUGAAGGGCAGAUGUUACGAACCUGCAGGGUAUGAGCUCAGAAGUGUGUGUUGUACUGGUUCUUGUGUUCCAUUAAAACUGGAGAAAUGAGUAAGAUCCACAAAAGGGUUCUCAUUAUAACUAUUGUUUAGGGCAAGCUUAGAAAGGUUUUUAUUUAUUCGAUUUUGGGGUUAAUUAUUUUCACUAUCUUGCCUUGAAACACAUUUUUACUGGUUGUAUAUAAAUAGUGUUGACACAAAAUCAUCCACACUCCCCAAGAGGAUACCUAUACCUGCAGCAGUUCCUGGCCUGCUGCUCAUGACUUGUAUCCCUGUGAUAUAAGGCUCUGGAACUCCUCUGGCCCAUGGAGUGAAGUCUGUGUCCCUUUCUGACUGACAAGCUCAGCAAUCAAGGAGGUCACUCCAAACUACUGCUGCUGCUGCAUUCGAUUCUGGCACAUGCUGCUCCUGUGAUGUUUGCAAUGGAAAAACAAAAUGGCAAAUAAUAAGUGCAUGUUUAGGUAAAAGUGCCAUUACUACUGUACAAGGACCACUUGUGGUUUCUGCCAUCAACUUGCAAAAGAACAGCAGGGGAACGGCUGGGAGUUCUGACCCUGAAAUUCUGGACUUCUACUGUCGGAUAGCCUCUAGACUGUGUAAAGAUGAUUUUUGUUUUAGCUUUUUCCUGUUUGUUGUGCUGUGCAACUAUUUUUAAUUUGUACAAAUGCACUGACUUCUGUAAAACUCGUUUUGCCAGCUUCUGUAAGUUUGUCUUCUGCAAAGACUGAUCAAUUUUUUUUCCAAUAAAUUGUUUAUUUUAGGAAAUAUGUUCUGUGAAACAGAAUUCUUCAAAAGGACAGAAUCUGUGUUUUUAUUGUUACCUGUAGUUAUAGAGGAGGAACUGUACUUGUGCAAAACAAAAUUCUAGAUAGCCAUCCUUUCUCUUAGGUAAGUGGUUUGUGAAUAUUGUAGGCUUUUAUGAAUAUUUAAAGACUUUCUAGGUAUAAUCACAUGUAGUAAAUGGGAAGUGCAUGACAAUAGGAGCAUACUUCUACAACUACAUUAAUGUAAUGAAAAAUACAAGUUUGUUUUGUGGGUUGCAACAGAUAGCUCAAGCAGGCUGUUGUCAGGAAAUAAGUAAAAAUAGACAGGAAGUGCUGAGCAUUUAUUUCCUUCCAUGGCAGAAGUACAUUUAUAAAUUCAUAGCCUUUUUUUCAAGGAACUUGUCAAUAAGACACCAAGCAAGUAGUAACAAUUAAAAAACAUCAGACUUUACAAUUUACAAAAAAAAAAUAUUUAUUCAUGUUAAGUUUGAAAUUUUCUUUAAAGGAGUAGCACAAAGUCACUAAAGGAGUGUUAAAGUCCAGGUACUGCAUGUAAAUUUUUUGAAAAGCACAGAUAAAUCGCAUUUGUGAUCAAAAGAAGUUCAAUAAAGAGGAGCAUUGGGAGCGUUGAUCUCUCCACAAUCUUAA
Messenger RNA from Lepisosteus oculatus (spotted gar), 6773 nucleotides. RefSeq names its product mitogen-activated protein kinase kinase kinase 4 (gene map3k4). Gene Ontology annotation, biological process: protein phosphorylation; MAPK cascade. Gene Ontology annotation, molecular function: ATP binding; protein kinase activity. The record is from RefSeq and is a predicted model, not a curated record. Lineage: Eukaryota; Metazoa; Chordata; Actinopteri; Semionotiformes; Lepisosteidae.